Xenopus laevis (African clawed frog) is the source of this 2539-nucleotide messenger RNA. It is a transcript of the gene rab5c.L, whose product is annotated as RAB5C, member RAS oncogene family L homeolog. The record is from RefSeq and is a predicted model, not a curated record. Gene Ontology annotation, cellular component: early endosome membrane; cytoplasmic vesicle; plasma membrane. The coding region runs from base 237 to 884 and encodes 215 amino acids. NCBI's taxonomy places the organism in Eukaryota, Metazoa, Chordata, Amphibia, Anura, Pipidae. Gene Ontology annotation, molecular function: GTP binding; G protein activity; GTPase activity. The transcript is spliced from 6 exons.
GACUUCUUUAUUUCAGAGCGUGAUCAGCAUUGGUGAGAAUGGGCUGUACCCGGAAGUGAGGGAAAGGCGGAAGUUGAGGCCGGAGAAGCAAGAGAAGAAUAUUCCCCGGGCGGUCGGCAGUUGGGAGAAAUCGGACUCACUAGGCUGAUAUUGUGCGUGUGCAGUUUUGUGAAAACCUUUUGCACGUUGUGGUCCCGCCUGUGCCUUGUCAUUAGUGCAGUGUCAGCCCGAGAGACAUGGCCAGUAGAGGAACAAGCGCUCGACCCAAUGGCCCGGCAGCCGGCAACAAGAUCUGCCAGUUCAAACUGGUUUUACUGGGGGAGUCGGCUGUGGGGAAGUCAAGUUUGGUCCUGCGCUUCGUCAAGGGACAGUUUCACGAGUACCAGGAAAGCACAAUCGGAGCUGCCUUUCUAACACAGACUGUGUGCCUGGAUGAUACAACGGUGAAGUUUGAGAUCUGGGACACCGCAGGGCAGGAGAGGUACCACAGUUUGGCCCCCAUGUACUAUCGAGGAGCCCAGGCGGCCAUUGUAGUUUAUGACAUCACCAAUACAGAAACGUUUGCAAGAGCAAAAAACUGGGUAAAAGAGCUUCAGCGCCAGGCAAGUCCCAACAUUGUCAUUGCCUUGUCUGGUAACAAAGCCGACCUCUCCAGUAAGAGAGCCGUGGAUUUUCAGGAAGCUCAGGCGUACGCCGAUGACAACAGCCUGCUAUUUAUGGAGACCUCUGCUAAAACAGCAAUGAAUGUGAAUGAAAUCUUUAUGGCCAUCGCCAAGAAGCUGCCCAAGAACGAGCCCCAAAAUACACAAAGUACCACAGGGAGAAACCGAGGAGUGGACCUCCAAGAGAACAACCCUCCUUCCAGGAGUCAGUGCUGCAACUAAUCCCUACCCACCGUCGCUCUACAGUCACUUCUUUUCUUGACCGAGAUGGUGGGACACAAGGAAAGUGAGAAGAUGGAAAUCAGAAUCAAACAGAUCAGCAACAAUAAAAACAAAAAAACAAAGAUGAGACUGGAAACCAACUUUUAAGACCAAUCGCCCUUACCCACUACACAGCCAGAACUCUGCCUGUCUGGUGCUGUAAGGGUUAAGAUGGAUGUUACGAUUGUGUUUUUUUCAUCCACGCCAGUUUCUUCUUGAUUGGUGUCCUGUUGGGAAUAUUAUUCCACCUGCACUUUUUCUUUGUUUUUUUUGUUCUUGUACAAAUACUAAUUCAAUUUUUAAGUCUUAAGUCACUUUUUAAUAUAUAAAUACAUAUAUAUAUAAUUAUAUAAAUAGGAACUAUGAGCUGAUUAACCUCCUCCUAUUUUUUUCUUCUUCUUCCAUUUGUGUGGGUUCUGGUGGUGGAUAUGAGGUGAGAUGAAACCUCUCCUUUUCCCACAACCUCCUUUUGAUUGGGCUUUGUACGGCCUUUAUAUGUGCUUUUCUUCUUCUACUUCCCAUUCUGAUGGGCAGCAUCAAGCAUGUCUGCUGUCCUCCAGCUGUUUUUGAACUUCCCUAGAGAAAGCCAUGGCUUUCAGGAUACCGAGUGCAAGUACAGCUGGAGGGCCACCACAGUUUCAAUAUGCCUGAGCUACGCAGACAGGAAUCCAUUCUGAACCGAUUUGAGUUUAGGACAGAGCUAUUAGUGUGAAUAUGGAUAUUUAUAUGAAAUCUAUAUAAUCCCCUAGAUAUCGAUUUCUUGAGCGUUGAGCUUUUCUUUUUUUGUUGUGGGUUCCUUGUAAAUUGCUGCAAACUCUUCUCUUCUAAGUAGCAGUUCUUUUUGUAAUCUCCUGUUUGUAUGUUCUUGUCCCAAUGCAAAAUCCUUACAGUCAGGAUGUUCCAACAUGGUAAAAGCACUUUUAGAAUAAGAAAAAAUGAAACUGUUUAGAAGUAGUAUAGAUCCGAACAUCAAUCCUUUUACUUUGCCGCACAUCAUGGAAUAAGGCUCUGCGUCUAGCUGCCUAUUGGCAGAGUUUUGUGUUCUUCCAAAAUAUGAAGGAACUCUUCGAGCACUUGUAUCUAGCAGACAAUUGCAAGACAUGCACAAGGUCCCACUAGUCUGGCCCCAUCUCUCCUGCUAGUAAGGCAUAGCCCCAGUUAUCAAAUCCACAAAGGAUUCCUUGCUCUGUGCAAAAAGACAAAAUGCAUUGGGGCGUCCUGCAACAGAAGAGCAGUAUUUGCACAAUAACAUGUGACAUGAUAUUCCACCCUAAAAGUAUUUCCUUUUGCGCUCCCUUUUAUUCUUAAUAUAUCACAGUUUAAAGGUAUCUUGAAUUUUAUGGCCUAGUGUUAAAAUCAGUAAAACAUGGAUUUAGAGCGCUUAUGGGCCGAUCAUAGAACCACUUAACUCUUCAGGGUUCUGGGAGACUGGAAUGGACCUCAAGCAUUCGGAAUUGUAUUUAUAUCUCAAACCCAACUGUCUGACCAAAUGAAAUUUGAGUAUUAAGGGGAAGGUAUCUUAUUUUGUUUUUUCAUAUUCUUGUAUUUUGUAUUGUUAUGUUCUCUGCAAUAUGUACUUAAUCAACAUACCUUGAUAAUACAAUACCUACUCAAUA